AUGGCUCCUCCCAAAAUCUUACUCUGCGGCGACGUCUCCGGCAACCUCAAGCAGCUCUUCAAACGAGUCGUCUCGGUCAACAAAUCGGCCGGUCCGUUUGACGCGUUGUUCUGCGUCGGCCAGUUCUUCCCUAACUCGGCGGACCAGCUCGACGAGUUCUCCGGUUACCUCGAAGGCCGCGCCGAGAUUCCUAUCCCGACCUACUUCAUCGGCGACUACGGCGUCGGCAGCGCUAAGUUUCUAUUGGCGGCAAGUAAGGACGCAGCGAACCAAGGCUUCAAGUUGGACGGCUUGAAGGUUUGCAACAAUCUCUACUGGCUCAAAGGCAGUGGCAAAUUCACCUUCCACGGGUUAUCCGUGGUGUAUUUGUCCGGUCUGCAGUCUUCUGUUAGUCAACAGUUUGGGACUUACAGCGAGGACGAUGUCGCUGCGUUGCGAGCAAUUGCUGAGGAUCCCGGGAUCGUUGACUUGUUCCUAACUAACGAAUGGCCAAGUGGGGUUACAAAUAAAGCAGCUACAUCUGAUGUUCCUCCCAGAGCCUCUGAGCCUUCUGGCACUGACUCUAUGGUGGCAGAGUUAGUUGCUGAGAUCAAACCACGCUAUCAUAUUGCAGGCACAAAAGGAGUGUUCUAUGCACGUGAGCCUUACUCCAAUGUCGAUGCUGUGCAUGUCACCCGCUUCAUAGGUCUUGCACCGGUUGGAAACAAAGAUAAGCAGAAAUUUCUUCAUGCGCUUUCUCCAACUCCAGCAUCUACUAUGUCUGCAAUUGAGAUUCAGACAAAAACGUCAAACACUACCGUGUCUCCAUACACGUAUAUCGAGGGAACAGCUAAUGCAAAAGAAGGUGCAAAGAGGUCUAGUGAUAGUGUUUCUGAUUCUGAUUCACAGUACUGGAGGUAUGAUGUCUCCCAAAAAAGGCAGAAACAUGGAGAUGGUAAUAGGCUGUGCUUUAAGUUUGUAUCCUCCGGUUCUUGUCCACGAGGGGAAACUUGCAACUUUCAACAUGACAUGGACGCAAGAGAACAAUCUUUGAGAGGUGUUUGCUUCGAGUUUAUGAACAAAGGAAAGUGUGAAAGGGGUGCUGAUUGCAAAUUUAAGCACAGCUUACAGGAUGAAGGUGAAAGCAAUUCUCACAAGAGACGCACUGGAAAUUCUACCAGGUCGACAGAGUGCUGGUUUUGUUUGUCAAGCUCCAAAAUAGAGUCACAUCUAUUUAUCAGCUUAGGGGAGCAUUACUACUGUGCACUUGCUAAAGGCCCACUUGUUGAAGACCACGUAUUGCUAAUCCCUAUUGGGCAUUCACCCAAUACCCUUUCUCUACCCUCCGAAUGUGAGAUUGAGCUUGGUAAAUUCCAGGAUAGUCUGAAAAAGUUUUAUAAGAAACAAGAAAAGGAAGUUGUUUUCUUUGAGUGGGCUUCGAAACGCUCAACUCAUGCCAAUCUUCAGGUCGUUCCUAUUCCAUCAGCCAAAGCAGCUAGUGUUCAAAAUAUAUUUCAUUUAGCUGCUGACAGACUUGGCUUCAAGUUUAUGACCACAAAAUUCAGUAACAGUUCUGAUGGGAGAAAAUCGUUGAGGACACAGUUCGAUAGAAAUUUUAGUUUCUUCUAUGCUGAACUCCCUGAUGGUACAGUCCUAUCACAUUUAAUUGAGGAGAGCGAGAAAUUCCUAGCCCAAUUUGGACGCGAGGUUAUGGCAGGUUUAUUGAACAAGGCUGACAGGGCUGAUUGGAGGAAUUGUACAGAUAGCAAAGAAGAGGAAACGAAGAUGGUAGCAAAUUUCAAGAGUAGAUUUGCAGAAUUUGAUCCAAAUAGCUAACUAACUUAUCUCCGUUCAGAAAGUAAACGGAGAACCUUGAACUAGCGACCCUAAUGUCAUUUCAACUGUCCCUUGUGAUUUCACUGUCUACUGGUGAGGUUCACCAACCUCCUCAGUAUUCAUAUUCGAGUCAAUUUUGAGAACCAAAGCAAAGGUUGCUUAAACUAUGUCAUUGUUGUUGUUGUGUCACUUUUAACAGCGCCGAGGGUAA
Fragaria vesca subsp. vesca is the source of this 2026-nucleotide messenger RNA. Its product is annotated as zinc finger CCCH domain-containing protein 64-like. Gene Ontology annotation, cellular component: post-mRNA release spliceosomal complex. The record is from RefSeq and is a predicted model, not a curated record. Gene Ontology annotation, molecular function: metal ion binding; RNA lariat debranching enzyme activator activity. The transcript is spliced from 10 exons. The coding region runs from base 1 to 1815 and encodes 604 amino acids. Lineage: Eukaryota; Viridiplantae; Streptophyta; Magnoliopsida; Rosales; Rosaceae. Gene Ontology annotation, biological process: mRNA splicing, via spliceosome.